This is a messenger RNA of Diabrotica balteata, 321 nucleotides long. Lineage: Eukaryota; Metazoa; Arthropoda; Insecta; Coleoptera; Chrysomelidae. The record is from the annotation of a GenBank genome assembly.
AUGAUAGUUCAGAUCAAUCAUUGUCAAAAAAGAAUUAUCAAAGUGAUGAUUCCGAUGUUAUCGAAAUUAUUGAGAAUGUGCACCUCACCUCCUCGUGUGCAAGAACCUGCACCGAAGAAAACCUCCCAUCCAGAACCGACAAGCCAGUCUUCAGUUAACCAACAUGUUGAAAGUCUUUCUAUCGACGAAACUAACAAACUUAGAGCAAAGUUGGGAUUUAAACCGUUAGAUGUGGGCACUUCCAGUAGUAAUACAUUGAAGUGGUCUUGGGUAGGAUAUGUUGCCUGGCAAGAGUAUACAGUAAGAGAAAACACAAAUUAA